AUGCAGUACUCCAAGAUCCUGGCCCUGGCCACCCUCUUCAUCUCUACCACCAUCGCCGCACCCCUGGCAGAGCGCGCCUGCGCCUACACCUGCGGCUCAGUUUGCUACACCAGCAGCGCCGUCAGCGCCGCCCAGGCUGGCGGUUACAAGCUGCACGAGGCCGGUACCACCGACAACAGCUACCCCCACGUCUACAACAACUACGAGGGCUUCGAUUUCCCCGUUUCCGGCACCUACUAUGAGUUCCCGAUUUUGAGCAGCGGCAAGGUGUACACUGGUGGUUCUCCCGGUGCGGACCGUGUUGUUUUCAACGGAAAUGACGAGUUGGCUGGUGUUAUUACCCACACUGGUGCCAGCGGUAACAACUUUGUUUCUUGCUAG
Penicillium subrubescens is the source of this 381-nucleotide messenger RNA. Its product is annotated as extracellular guanyl-specific ribonuclease RntA. Gene Ontology annotation, molecular function: RNA nuclease activity; RNA binding. The transcript has 2 exons. NCBI's taxonomy places the organism in Eukaryota, Fungi, Ascomycota, Eurotiomycetes, Eurotiales, Aspergillaceae. The record is from RefSeq and is a predicted model, not a curated record. The coding region runs from base 1 to 381 and encodes 126 amino acids.